Molecule: messenger RNA, 914 nt
Organism: Hypoxylon fragiforme
Lineage: Eukaryota; Fungi; Ascomycota; Sordariomycetes; Xylariales; Hypoxylaceae
Exons: 2
Coding region: 202-735 (177 amino acids)
Source: RefSeq, a predicted model, not a curated record
AUACGACAACGAGUUAUAUAAUCCGUGGAGCAACAGAGCAACACCCAAAACACACACACACAUACACACUCACAUCUAUCUAUCUAUCUAUCUAACCUAACACGCCUAUUAUCACACCUAUAAAAAUACAAGAAGGAGAAAGAAGAAAAACAAGAGUCUUGCACUCAACUCAACUCAAAACUCAAAACACUAUCACCGCCCAUGUCGCGACGUAGUUCGAUCGUAUCUGACGACAACAGAAAAUCACGAAGUAGACCAACCUCGCAGCAAAGCCGUAAAUCUUCUCACUCCCAGUCGCGUCCUUCACACUCAUCUUCCCAUACCAAGUCCCAGCAACAGAAAACCGCAAGCUCACACGCGCAUCACCCUUCUCCUCUCAAAAUGGUCACCACCACAUCAACCACGUCACAUCACCCCGAUGACGAGACGUUACACUACUACCUACCCGACACGGACGCCCGAGAGGUGGAACUGCAAAAACAGGGCUGGAUGGAACCUAUAGUUAUAGAUGAUGACGACAUAAUGUUCGGCGGAAAGAGCUUGAGUGCAUGGUACGAAGAGGAAAGACAGUCGCUUAGCUCCCCAGCCGAGGAGGAGCGGCGAGGUCGCCAACGGGUGCGACAACAUCACUCUCACCCGCAUCAUAAAAACCAUCACCACCACCACCAACAGCAUCAUCGCCACCAAUCGAAUUCCACUACGAGUACGGGGAGUCAGGAGCAGAACAAGCAUUAAACGGCGGAAAGAUGGAACGUGGAAGAAGAUUGGGGAUUGUCGAGCAAUCCUCAUCCCCCCCUUUUUAAGAUACCCCAACACAGCAUUUUGCAUUUGCAUCACCGUGAACAAAAAACCGGCGGCUGUAUAAUUGAUCUUUUUUUCCGCACGCACGCGUCGCGAAGCAACGAAUCUUCUUA